Messenger RNA from Spirometra erinaceieuropaei, 18462 nucleotides. The record is from the annotation of a GenBank genome assembly. NCBI's taxonomy places the organism in Eukaryota, Metazoa, Platyhelminthes, Cestoda, Diphyllobothriidea, Diphyllobothriidae.
AUGCCCAGCCCCACACUCGUACCAUCUUCCUGCGCGCACACCACCACCACCAUCACUGCCUCCUCUGUAGCUGACACCGACAACGCCGACUUCACCUGCCCACACUGUCCACGCACUUUCACCUCACGCAUCGGCCUGGUCGGUCACUUGCGAAUCCAUCACACAGAGACUGGAGAACCAGUGCCUGGAGCACCAACCUAUACCCAACAAGCUCGUCUCAACUGCCCACACUGUCCUCGCACCUUCAGGCAUUGCAUGGGUCUAUUCGGCCACAUGCGCAUCCACGACGACCUGCGGUAGGCAACCGCCGGUUACAUCACACCACAUUACCCUCCCGCCCAGCCUCCUCCACCACCACCCACCACACACCGACACUCACCCACCGCAUGAGCCCAACUGCUACCCUCCACGCAAGUGGGAAGUGUGCAUGUCGACUCGGUCCCCAUGCGGCUUCGGCUGCACGGGUGACUUGAGUCUGAGACUAUCCCGACACGUUAAGCGUCGCGGAUAGGAAGGUUGUUUAUUGACGCCCGCACCCGGUUCACGCGGUUAGUCGCGUUGUGCGUGUGUGUAUGUGUGUUGUGUGGAGUGGCGGACUGGUGGGCUGGGGACGGGCUGAAGCAGCACCUUCUAUGGCCCUCUCACGCCGUUCAACCCCCGUAGUGUGAAAUCCUGGUGUUCGUGUGUGUAUGGGGGGCCAGGUCGUGCACGUGGCGCACGCAGGCAUGAUUAGUCGACCGUGCCAGCCACUGCGCCCAUUUCCCACUCCAGUCUGCUGACCGGCUCGGACAUCGGCUGGGGUGUGGGAAUGGGAAGGGAGAGUGAGGUCGACGACAGCGCGCUUUCCUCACUAUAAACAAUCUGACGCGCUUAAAGUUAUCACGGUGCGCUAAAAGCCGUGGCUUGGAAGGUGGCCACCUGACGGGGUAACUUGAACCUCUUCAUUGGCUGGAGGUGGUCUGAGAGCCAGGCUGCAAUGGCUCCUUCUUAAUGUGGCCUUUAUGGCACUCCCACCACCGAGUGGGAUACGAGCCAUGCGUUGGCGGCACACCUAGUUGCGGUCUUGGCCGUGCCAGCCUUCAAUCUCUGUUGUGUUGGUUGAAAUCCUGGUCAUUUGUGUGUGGACCAGGGGAUGCGGAGUGGAGCGCCAAGGCGAGGACCCGUCCGAGCCAUCCACCUGCGGCCUCCCUAAUCUCCGAUAUUCUUGACUCUGUCUUGAGACCGGGCUCGGGCGAAAGAGGAGGAGAGAGUGUAUGUAGAUGCAGUGCAAGUCUACUGGCACUAUAAACCCCUGCGUAAGUCACCGUCCCUGCUCCCACCGUUGCAGCUGCAGCUGUGAGGCACACGGUGGACAUCAUCGAAAUCGAUGGUCGAACUGUCGGGUUACGGGCCAAGUCCUUUAUGGCCCUACUGACGUACCAUUCUGAUUAUAAAUGAUCUCCUAUAAAAUCAGUAUAAAACAUAAUCCUUUAUAGGGCUUACGGAACAAUUUUACAUCAAACAUGUGGUUAUACAAUGCAUAUGGAAUGAAAUCGGGAGGAAAUGUUCAUAAUGACAGCGGCAAAGUAGCAGUAAAAGCAUCUAGAGUAGAUAAAAAAAUUGUUACACCAAGUGCCCUAGAGGCACCGUUGUAGCGGCUGAGAAGGUCAAGCUUGGCAGAUACGAAGGUAGCGAAGCAUUGGGAAUAGAUCUUGGCGAAGACCGAGUCAAAUGGAGUUGUUAAUAUUUCACAAUAACCAUCCAUACGAAAGGAAAAAAAGGCGAACGAAAAUUUAGUUAUUUCGUUAGUUCAGUCGAACAUCUGUUCAUGGUGCAUGACGGAAGAUAAAUAUCUGAUGAAGAUACAAUCCCUUUGAUAAGGUGAAAAAAGACUAUUAUUACACCAUGCCCAAUAAAAAGGCUAGUUGCAUAUGCAUGUGAACGCUUUCGGAUGUCUUCAGUUCAUAAGGAGCAACCAGGAUUGUUAAAAUCUAUUCAUUAGGUGAUCUUACAAAAUAGAAGAUUGCUAACAAAGAUGUUUUUUCAGGAGCUAAUGACAAAAACUACGUCAUAUUUAUGGCUAAAGAAAUAAUGAGAAUGUCUAUGCGGCAAACUGGUUUUGUUAGAUAUAGUUUUGAAAGUAAGCAAACGAGAAACAAACUGCGUACCGCCAAAAUGUAGUAAGAAUCCAUUCGGAAACGGUGUGCUCUACGAUGCUGAGGUCUGGAUCCUAAUGAGGUCCUGGGGGCAAAUACUUGCAUGCUUAUGAAAAGACUUUAGAAACAAGGCACCACUAAGUACAUAUAGUUUGAAUUAGGUAUUUCCUGUCGGGCGAACUCUUCCUUGCCCCUAUUUAGAUGAUCACAACUCCUGUAUGAUGUGUUAAACGGUGAUCGGAUUGGGUGUACGAGUUCAGGCGUUUUCUCGUUGCAUUUUCACUAACUACUUACCCGGAAUAGCGCAAAGGAGCUGCCUUCUGUCUCCUUAAAAUAAAGGUCUUUAGUUUAAACUCAAACUGUGCACUUUUUACAAGACUUCGGUUGAUCUAAUGCGGGGUCUAGCGGACUAUGCUGAACAAAACGUAUAGAGGCAAAGGAACCAGGACUCCAGCAGACCAGCGCAUACUUCGCGCAACGCAUGCCACUAGUCCGUAAAUUGAAAUGAGAAAAACCUGAGGGUGUUAAGGAAUUUUUUACAAAAUUUUGCUUAUAUAGCCAAAUAUGAAAAUUCCCCCUUGAAAAGUUUUCCAAAGCUCAGCUUAGAUAAACUUCAAAUUUUGCACCUAUUGCUUCCUUUUUCCCCUUUGAGUAUUGCCAUGACGCAAGCAAAACUGCUGCGGUUCGUUCUCCAGCCUUGCAAGCGCCAGCCUACGUAUAUUCCAUUUAAAUCACUGCACUUCCCCCUCAAUUAUUUUACUUCGACUUCAUAACUUGUCUUUCAAUUUAGUCGUUAGUUUUUGGUGCCUAACUUGCCUUUUCGAUUAGUGCUUGGCUAAAUUAUCAUCAGUUACUUACAAACUUUCGUUCCACGGCAUUUAGCCUUCUUUGCGGACCAACUCGACACUACAUACCGUCUCUUUCACACUUUUUCGAACUACCAGAGUAAUAAGCAUUCUAUUCUUUUGCCUGUGAUCACUAUUCCCGCAAAUUUUAAUAGCAAAUGCCAUUGCAAUCAGAGGUUGGCGAAAUCCAGAGUAACCCUUUAUUUACCGAAACGGUUAUCAUUGGACGAUGAGGCUGGCUUGUGAAGAAACAAGUAACGCAGAAAUUGUCGAACGACAUACACAUACAUGUAUGCAUGUACCUAUAUAUUCUUUGUUCCCUUAGGCUACAUUGCAGCAUAAUUCCUUAUGGUAAUAAUACCAAGAAUUGUAAUGCGUUUGCGCAUACACUUAUAAACCAGACGGUAUUUCGGACAGAAAAUUCUCGAUACACUGAACAUUUUCUUAAACAUCAUGACCCCACGUGAAAGUCGUACCAAGCCACAAACUACGCAUAAAUACCAACGCUCAAAAUGUUUCUAGUCGUCUGUACGCGGCAGCAGUCACGAACCUCCAAAUUUGUUUGCCGAUUUUCAACUAAAAUCUUUUAAAACCCAGGUUUUUCGCCCUCACCUUCUAUUCGAGCCCACAUAUUCACACGCAUUGUCAUCUACAUUCCGGUACACCGCUUCUGUAUGCCUGAUCAUUUGGCUAGACUUGCCCUUCUUGUCGGAAUUUUACAUUUUCGCCGCGAUUUAUGGUUGGUGUUAAGUCUCCGGUUUCCGGACUUUUACGGGGGGCUUUAGCAUCUAACCUCAUUUACUACACUUGAAGCCAUAAACUGUCAAAUACUGCCAUAAUAAUAAUAAUAAUAUUAUUAUUAUUAUUAUUUAACGCCAGUUUACAAGCAUUGCCAGGGAAAUAUAAAACCGGCCAACAGUGAAGAAAAACUCCUGACAAAAAAAAGAUGCUGAUGGUUUUUUAUAGUCUUAAGGGUUCAGGAGAGAAAAUGCAGUCAUGAACUGACGACAUUUGAAGUAUGAUACAUCAAGAUUCUUAAUAACUUCAAGCAAAUUUGUGUCGCGACCGCCAAUACUUAUUUGAGGCUGGUAGUAGUCGCCAGCCGUCAUGAAUGGGCAUUUAUGCCAAGAAAGAGAAAGGCGCCGUGUGCAGCACCACCGGGCGAAAGCCUGUAGAUCGCUUUUUAGAAGGCCGAGCACGAUGCCCCGAUCUGCCGGCUUAUAUCUAUAUGCAGCUUUCAGAUCAUCGGAGUGCAUGAAGCGCUUACCAUUCUGAAAUGAAUCUGGUACAUCGAUAACGAAAAGGCAAAAUAAUGGCCAGCCAAGUACACUCCCCUGAAUGGCUCAAAUUCCCAGAGAGCCUGUGCUGCCAAACAUGGCCAAUUAAUAAACGGAAGGCGUCGAGAUUAGGACCUUUAAAACUCUGAGACGGAUCUCGCCAGAUAAAGUGUGCCCUUUAACAGCAGAUAACGAGGUUUUUGUUUGGAUGGUGUUGCAGUUUAUGACGCCAACUUCGUGAGAUUAGGCUAAUAUCACGUCCUGCGGAAAUUUGGUGUUCCUUUAAAAAAGCAUUAUUCAAGUAGCCAUCAGCAUCGUGUUGUUAAGAAUGUUUUAAAAUCUUUCACAUUGUUUGCUGUCCGACAAAUGUUAUCGUCUCACGGCCGUUUGUUUAUACACAUCAGUUCGCACUUGGUAAUACGUUGGUCAAGAGGUUCGCUCCCGAUUCUGUUUCCCUCGACAAUUGGUCGCUUGUUGACUUGGCAUCGGCUGUCGGACUGCCCUUUUAGUUGCUUGGCAUAAGCCAUUAAAUCUGAUUGAAGAGUAGAUGAGAUGUCAGAAACAGCAGUUAUCUCCCAAAAAAUGUUUGUGCGCUGCUCGCAGUCCGAGUUAAAAUUUGAUACUCUUGGUUCCGCACUAACUAACACAAAUUUCGAGAACAGAACCAGUGGUUCAGGCUUGUCAUCACUUGCCCAACAAUUUCGCGAAAAUUGGUUGAGGUGUUCACCUAAUUUUAGAGAGACUGAUGAUUCUCUCACCAAUCUUACUUGGCUUUUUGUAAGUUACUUUUAGAAUUACGAACUUCUCUAGGAGAUGAGUCCGUUUUCCCUCGAUUCUGAUGAGGUCCCCGUCAGUUCAAUCAACGGACCUCGCGCAACAGGUAAGAUCGGUAAAACCCUCUCUUACCGCUUUAGCAUUUUCGGGCUCGAACAUAUCUUGGCAACCCACGCAUCCGUUUGCCGGCAGUUUGCUCGAUCCACAGGUCCGGAUGGAUUAUCGAACUAAAUGGACUGGAAAGCCACCCUUUUCCUACGCAUCUCUCAUUUGUCUUGCUAUGAGAGAGAUUGGGAAGCCAAAGGUCACUUUGUCCGACAUUUACGGUUGGAUUAUGGCUAAUUUUGCAUAUUAUCGACACACUGACUCGAGUUGGCAAGUAAGUGCUGCUUCAAAGUUUGUUGAUCCUUUACCCCUUCGUUUUAUAUUAUAAAACUUUCUCGCUUGGUAGAGCUGAUGGAUUUACAUGUUGUGAACCUUUUAACCUCUAUAUCAUUAACGUAGUAUUUAAUUUCAGUUUUUAUGCCGCCAAAAAUUUAGAGGCCCGUGGUGUUUCUGCGUCUUCGCUUUAUUUUGCUUUGUUGGGUGUUUUGUUGUUGACAUCAGAUGUAACCGCAAAUUCCGACCGUACAGGGUGCGUAAUUCUGGCAGUACACAAACAUUUUUGCCAGUGGUCUGGAAAUUAUUCGGAAAACUUUCAUAAAAUGACUGCUGCUCUCAGGCAUUGUUCAAGAGUUAUUUGAGUAAGCUUCUACCUAACACAGGCUGUAUUCGUCUGGAAAAUUGGCCUGUCGAAAUUUCUCUCAUAUUUAUUUGGUAGCAAAGAUUGUCCUUGGGAUGUUGUUUUCCGGAAAAUUCAAUGGUCUCCAAAGUUCACCUGUUCUGUUUUCCACAUUUGGAUGGUGGUUAAGUUUCCAUAGGUGUCUUUAAGCUGACGUUCGAUCGCUUUCAAGAACUCCCUUUUUACUUUAUUAUAUCGCCAUCAUAACUUUCAUGUUCUCUUAUUACUUCUCUGCCACCUUAUUCUUUCCAUAUUACUCUUGCCUUAUCACUAAAACUUGCUUAGAAAUUUCGCUUUUGCCUCUUCGAUAUACCAGUAGAUGUUUUGGUCCAAAUGUGAUUAAACUCGGGUUUCCCGAUGGGGCCUCGUAACUCAGUUAGCUGGGGCGUUGGUUGUAUUAAAGCCUCCCCUUACUGUCGUGGGUUCGGAUCCCACCGAGACGCCGAAUUUUUCACAGUUAGGUCAGAAUGAAUCUUUGAUAUGCAUGUUUACAUAUAUUUAUAUAGUUUCUUGGUCUUCGUUUAUUUCCUUAAAAGGUGUCUAACACAAUUAACUUAGCCUUUUUCCCCUUUCCUUUUUUCCUGUCAGUACACCUCUAUUUCAUCACUAGUAUUGCUACUUUAAUUCGGGUUUAGUCGGCAGAAAACUAUUUACGAUUCUUCUUUAUUUUAAAUACUCCGUUAGCAUACUCAAAUCCAAGUUUUACGAUACGCUUCUCCCAACAUCUUUUGACACACACAUAUUUUGUGUUUUCAUGUGCUUUGGGAUCAGUAUUUGUCCUCACGCCUUAUUGUUAUUUUGUGAUUUAUUUUUUCUGGAAAGCCUUCUUCCAGAUUUACUAGCGUAUAACACCGCUGACCUAAUUUUAGUAGGAUUCAAAGUAUCGUGAGCAAAUUUAAUGUUUGACUUGGUCAUGUGAAUCAAACUAUCUCUAUAAAGUGCCAAUUAGGUUGAUCAAGGAGCUAACGUGGCAACCCAUCGUUUGCUCAUGUCUCAGCUACUUGAGGACACCGGGGUUCCCGAGGGCUUAGUUAAUUGUGCUCUUAAUGUAACUCGUUGACGCUUUCUCUUCAGUGUGAUCAUGAGAUUGUCUCAUUUCAUGGAGGCGAUUUUUUCCUGAAAAAGAUAGCAUAAUGAAUUUUACUCACAAAGGAAUACCCAUGCUCCAUUUACCAGUUUUUUCUCUUGUACUGCAUUAAAUAGUCGUCGCGCCUCGAAUCCAUGACAUGCCUUAGCGUAUUAUGGGUGUUGUUUUUUGUGCAGUUUGCUAUCUAUAUAAUCAUCUUUCCAGCCUCAGCUCGUUGUAACCUGUUAAGGACUUGGCACUGGAUCUAGAAAUUUGGCGCAACCGCUUAUCCGAUCGGUAGUAAGCAGAGUAGUUGUUCGACUUGACAAUACGCAUCACCUCAAAGUCACAUUUGACCUUUCCGAAACAAUCCUUCAGUGACAUCUGAAGGACAGGUGAAUGUGCUCUUAAAUGGAAGAACCUAAUGAGGCAUUUCUUUUAAGUCGACCACAAUGCAUGACCUCCUGCUUGAAGCAAUAAAAUUUAACGUGAUAUGAUUCCUCCAAGUUUUCGAACUACGCGGUCUUCUCAGAUAGUUCUCCGUUUAUGCAUUCCAAAUAAAAGCAUUUUAUGUUAAAAACCUUUGUCUAAUUUUCUAUAUUUGCUACUUAUUUGAGUCCAUGGAACUCUUCGGUCUAUUAGUUCAAGAAAUCUCAAACCACUUAAAUUAUGGGUAUACUGGGCCCCGAAAACUUUUGUUUUUAUAUCAGAAGAAACCAACAGCGCAUAAAUCUAAGAAGCUUAGCUGAUCUUUUCCUCUCUCCGAUUAUUUUGUUAAAUUUCUUCAAUGUUUUGGGUCACCGUAUUCAUUGUGUCCGUUCAAAAAUCACGACAAGUAUUUGCUCCAUAUGUCUGUCUGCAAGAGGGAAUUUUUUCAGGACAUUUUUAUGUAGACUACGUCAUACCAGCCUCAAGUACACUUUAGUAUGUAACGGCAACGUUUGCAGAUCGGGCUUCGUGCAGAGCACAUUUUAAGCCUUCUUCGUUGCCCUGGACCUUCUGCUCUGAGGUCUCGCAGUCAUAAUCGCCUGAAUUACAACACCGUUUUAAUUCUCGACAGUUUUGGAUAACAUUUUGCUGCUUGUACGUACUUUUUCCGCUAAAAAGCAUUAAAAAAUAUUCGGCUCAUUUCCCAAGGUUCAAUUUUAUCGUAGUCAUAAUUAAAAUACUCUUGUCCCAAGGUAAGUGCAUCUUAAAAGGCAAACUAAUCAGAAUUUGGGCGUAAUUUGCGCUUCAGUCAGUGGUUUCGAAUUCGAGCAGAACGCUUUAUUUUUUGAAAUAAAAUAUGGUCUAGAUCUUUUAAUUGUAGAAGUUGUUAUUCAAGCUCUGUAUACCGUAAAUGUCCCUUAACUUGUUUAUUUAUCUAUUCUCAGGCUAGAUAACUUCAAAAUGUGCUGUUCUUACGUGAUUUUUAUAGCAAAUCAGCCCGUAACUUUGUGUUUUUUUUAAUGUAAAUGCCAGUAGUUUUGCUGUCAGAGUUCUGAAUUUAUAAGCACCUAAAGAAGUGCAAGAGUCAGACUUUCUCACGAAUUGUCCAAGCUGUGUUGUUAAAUGUGUCCUGGAACCGGUCUUCCGGGACCUAAUUGUCUUUUCCAGUAGGGUUUAAAAGCAGUACAGUGUCUGCUUAUAAACCGCUUCUUUUAUUAUACUUUUCAUCUCCGUAAAUUAUUUUCCAGAUUUUAUAGACGAAUUUAACGAUUAUCGCCCCCCAUUUCCACCACCGUCUUGCCCUUUUAAAAGAAAUUGGAGCUCCUAAAUUGCUGUUUAUGUGGUUGCCGUGACGAAUUUUAGAAUCACCUUUCUGAUAUUUUUUAAAUGAACACUUUUUCCCAUAAAAUAAACAGAAUGAUUGUUCAGGCGCAGGUAAUCGUCUUUGAGGUGCUGUUGAUAAAAUAUUGAUCCAACGGCGAAAAUAAUAGUGCGAUUUGACAAAAGGGAAAAUUUUGGUCUAGCGCUCUAGCCGCACAUGGACAGAACAUCGUUUAGUGUCUAUUUGAACGCCCUCUUACCGACUGCAUUUAGAAUCGUUUUAGCUACCACGCCUUCAUUAAGCAGCUUCCUUCUGAUCAUUUAUGCGUAUUAAAAAGUAGACCAUCAUCCUGAAUAUUUACUCAAUAAAAAUCGCUUUUGCUGUUGCAGAACUCUGUGCGUCACAAUCUGUCCUUGAACAAGUGCUUCGAAAAAGUACCCCGGGAGAAGGGGGAACGAGGUAAAGGUGGAUUUUGGCGUGUCAACCCACGUCAUGCUGACUGGCUAGAAGCGAACUUGGCUAAGUGUCGUCGGGCAGCACCCCCACCAGCACCGCCCCCGCCGGUUCCUAGAUCCCUUAUCCUUGAGAAACAGAAUGGCGGCUAUCAGAGUUUGAACCUCUCCAGUGGUCUCACCACCGUGGACUACCAAAGUUAUUGUCGACCGCCAUUCUCCGCCGUCUCCGCAACCUCCACCACCCUUAGUAACUCAGCUUCAGUGCCCUCACCCUUCUCGCCCCAUUCAUUGAGCUCCUCCUCCUCAUCGUCAUCUUCACGAUCACCAAAUUCGUUUUCCUCUUCCACCUCAUCAUCCUCUCCGUUUUCCACAGCUACAGGCCAAGCAACAUCCCUUGGGCAGGCUAACUCUUAUCCCUCCGGCCAGUUCUUGCCGUUUAAUAAGACCUACAAUGCUGUUGUUGCCUCCUCCUCCUCGUCACCCUGUUCAACUUUUGGAUGGACGAGUAAUGUCAUGGUUGCCAGCGCAGCGGAAGCCAAUAUGAGCCAGUGUGCGAUGACAGUGAACACCCUGAAGAGUAGCCCGAGUUUAAAGAGGUCGGUGAGCUACUAUGAGUCGCUAGCUCCUACACAAUCUGUGCGACGUAGGAAGACGCCACCUUGCUCUAUGGGAACCCCGCUCUAUCAGCCGAAAUCUCCUAAUUUCCUGUUGGGCAUAGAGGAGGAAGAGGAGGACGAGUCCGGCACAUCAGUAGCGUUGGAGGGGACUAAUAAACAACUUGGGAACCGCGCUCGUUCUCCAGUCUACAAGGACCGGUUGCCAGCUUACUCUGCCUUCUCAAAUCGGAAGAGACUGGCCCUUUCUUCCAGACGGCCUACCCUGAUCUCCCCUAACGGUUCCAACCUCGGCAUUGACUUGCAUUCAAAGGGAAGGCUCGGAAAGACCGAGGAAGAGGAACCCAGAUAUCACGAUUAUACGAGGUCCUCGAAACACCAUAUCAGGUCAGACAGCUACUCAGAGGAGACCUUUAUGACCCGGCUUACUGCUGACGACUACAAGGAUCGCACGAAGAGCGGCUGCAGACUCGUAAAGUCCGCCUCGGGAAGAAAGCUUACGCAACCCGUCUUUUCUCGCCCCAAAUCCGCUUCUGCCUCCAUGCUUCAGGUACGUAUUUUUGGCUACCUGUUAAUAUUUCCUCUUGUUUUUUUGUAGCCAUAUUGAUGGGUCUGUACCUGAGUAGUCUGUUACAUUUUGUUUAAACACGAUAGCCGAAGGGGGAUAAGUCCGAUAGGCUAUAGGCAUAGGGUGUAUAACUGAAUCUCUCUUUGUGCUCUUGGGCAUACGUAAGCCUCUUAUUUGAAACAACUUUUGUCUCGGAAUAUGUCCGUUUCUCAACCUAACAUGUGUAAAAGCGGCAUUCGUUUGAGAGCAGGUGGAAAGAAUUCACUCGCAAAAAAGGAGAAAUUUGUGGGGAUAAGAAGCAACUUUGGAGAUUUUUAAUAGCAUGCGGCAAAAAACGACGGCUUCAUGACAGGUAUCACUGUAUACGAUGACUGAACCUUGACAAUGGACGGUUUAGCGAGGCCUUGCGUAGUUUGACUUGCGAAGCAUCUAUUUCUCUAUGGUUAGUUUGAAGUAGAAUCCCUUGAAAUCAAACCCUAGACCGCAGUGUAUCGAGUGAGCGCUGCAAUCCUCAAAACCUCGCCAACGUCAUUGUUGAUUGCUGCUCAUUAUGCUUGCAGGAACGGUACCAGCAUAACCAACGCCCAAUGAUGCUAUCCCUCAUUAACUUGUUCAUUUCUAAACUGUGCAUUUCCUCCUAGGUCUUGAGUCAUUUAAGCCUUAUCCGUACAACCACAUGUGUCACUAGGAUUAGAUUUUGUGCCAUAUAAAUAGAGGCAGAUCCCAUUUUUUCAACCAGUUGAGUUCUAAAGAAAAUUCAUAUUGACCCAACUGUGAAUAACUCUGUGCCCCGGUGGGAUUCGAACCCACGACAGCGAAGGGAGGCUUUAGUACAGCCAACGCUCUAGCCACCGGAGCUACGAGGCCCCACCGGACGACACGAAUUAAAUCAUAUUUGCCACAUGAACUUACCAUGUCUUAUUUUUCCGCGGCUAUAAGGCGUACGCUGCCGCCAAGAAAAUAAGUAAAGGGUAAGAUGUGGUUUGCAGCCGUAGCUGAUGGACACAAUACUGUUAGGGGUCAGGAUUAGGGUUAGGGCAACUAUUUCUCAAUCACUCAACGUACAACCGCGCAUUCUCAACAGCUUUCCUUUUGCAUAUAAUCACUUGACUUCGUCGCCUGCACGUUUCGCGACCCCACCUGUAAAAACCCCUAUCACCACCGGUCCCGUAGUACAGGUGGUUGGGGUUUGUUUACCACAUCUGGCCAAGAAGUAAAGUGAGCAUAAUUACAAAUGUAUCAUUUUCGGGAUAGAUAACCAAAGGUCGAUUGAAUCACUGCAGUCCAAGGAAGUGGAUAGGGGCGAACCUGUUGUCGAGGUCAACAACCAAAUGCAGACGUUUGCGCAGCGAAAUUACUUUGCAACCAUUUGACCAUCGCUUUCAAAAUGGAGGGUGUGGUUAUGUUUCCACGCCCGCACCAAGGCAGCUGCGCUGUGCCUACAAGUUACAUACAGACGCCUACUAAUCAGGCCAGAAAAUCACUACUUUUGGGCAUACGUGUGCCUCAUAUUUGCAACAGCUUUCGGCACUCGCUUUGCCUCCACGCCACAAUCAGCACGAUAAGAAGGACCGGCCAACCGCGGUUUCAAAUCGAUAAGGCUUUGUUCCCACGCUUCACGCGGUUUCGGCUACGAGUGCGCGGCCCAGGACUUUUUGGGGGGCACCACCCAGUCAAAGGAGUGCGGAGCUAUCGAUUCUCGCCUCAGCGAUUGCGCCUUACGGACAUUAAAUCACCCCAUACUGUUUGACACCCUGGCUACCAUAGCAUUGUAGCCCGUUUCAGGGCCUUCGUAGCUGGAGUCACAAACAUUAUUCCACUAUUUUUUUCACCAAAGUAGGGCAAGCUACAUCUAGUAUAAGUGACCCCGAUAAAUGUAUGUCUUUUGGCAGGAAAUUUUCUGUUCCCAUUAAUGGCUGGAAGGUGACUGUUUUAGGUCAUUUCUAUAAGUGGGCUAAAGAGACAUAGCCCACGAUCAUAGUCCAGAAGGCAGUCCGACAGUCACAAGUGGCUAGCUCCACCCUUGUACCUAGAGCGUGGCUAUGACUUCUGUAUAAAUUCGCUUAUGUUUGAACAGACUUGCUUACAAUCUGUCUCAUUCACUGCUUCAAUACUCGCCGUGGGCAAUAACAGUACAGUCAGAAUAACUGGAGGCUGACACAGGCUCAUUGGCUGGUUAGAUCAGACGACCAGUCUACGCGUGCCGCAUACGACCUGGCCUCUAAGGCCACGCGGAUUAGGAUAGCCUGUACGCCAAAGGUAACAAAAUAACGCAUAAAUUAACGCUAAAUCGUAAAUUUCACCCCUGGAGGUAGCAUUUGCAGCCCUACUCUUAGUCAUGAACCACAGCUAGCUAUCCCACCAGUUGGCAACUUUCGAAGUCACGUUUUAGCGAGUCGAGAUAGUUUCAAGCCCAUCAGAUCUAGACAGUAUGGUAUUACCGACAAGGACAAGGGAGGCUGGAAUGGCCAUUUCUGGCUUAUUAGCCGUCAUGCCGAACCUCGAAGUGUGGAACACCCGAGGCUCGAACUCGCGACCUGCUAGUUCGAAAUCCACGCCUCUAACCACUGGGCUACGAGCCCGUUGCCCUGUCGGUUUCGAUCGUGAAUAUAAUCUGUUUUAAUAAGGAAGGAUAACUCACUGUGCACCUCACUCUUCCUUCCAUCUUCCAUGCAUCAGUCGCCUGUGCGAGCCUGUCGGCCAAGUCAUGCAAUUAAGUUCGCUGGUUUAUGUGGCGUAAGCCCCCGCCCAACAUAUCUCACACGUACGUAUGGAAGAAUUUGAACCCAUGCAAAUUCAGCACACCCCGUCUAACAUGACUGAACCAAUGUGCUUUUGCCUACUAUAACCGAAAAAUAGAAACAAUCAUUAGGUGUUGUUCUAGGAUGGCCAGGUUUACUUAUUUACCAGAUGACCGACAUCUCGUCUUCCUUCAUGUACGACUAGAAUACUACUUCCUACUGAAAUGCUAACCGAACACUGUAAUGUCCGUGGCCCCAACAUAAGGCAUGAUAAAUAGAAUCCUCGGCGCAGCAGCUGCAAAACGUGGUUUCACGUAUGCUUCUCUCAACUGCCGCCUGUAUCGUUCCUCCGUUUAUCAAGACUCCACUCCUGGACCUCUUUCACCUAUCCGACGUCCAUCUGGAAUACCCUCACCCAAUGAGUAGUUUUCGGUCCAAUAACGAAAAAAACACUUUAGCCAACCCCAAUUUCAUGGGACAUGGGACACCUCUUCAUACAACUUUACUUUGUCAACCGAAACCUCCCACUCGCCGCCAAAACAGCAAAUGCUCUGAUGAAGAUGGCGAUUGUUCAACACGACGGGCACGUUGUCGGAUCAGUUGUUUUCGUUCAACUGGGAAUACACCAGUGCGAAACUUGGCGGCGUAAAGAACAAUGUCAUCUUUAGAACAAUAGUCUUCUAUACCUGUUGAACACUUCCUGACACUAUUCCUUGUGUCAGUUUUACUGCGUGAGGGCUCUACUGGAAGAAGAUAUCCUACAGUUUUUGGGCUAGUCGCUAAAAAACAUUGCGAAAGGAGAUGCCAAGACAGUCGCCACUACGGCUUGCCCGAUUUCAAGAAGUGGCGCGGGUCCCAUUACAGCAGAAGUACAUGUGGAAUAAGUUCGCUUCCAACUUUCAUGGAAUCCACGUGUACAGACAAAUCCGAAAGUAUUUGCCAUUGUUAAAGGCGUCCUUAAAAGGGGUGCAAAUACUCUCCGUGACAUAGCCCCUAGAAGCGGUCCGCGGGAAGUGCAGGUCAUUUGAAAACACCCUUGGCGACCGCAUCGCACAAGCGUAGUCUAAGCCGUCCCAUUUUGUAAAACGACCACCUUAAAACGCAUGUCUUGAAGGAUUACUGGGCAGCCCUUGUGACCUGAUGAUCAUUGUCACUUACAAGUUGGUGUAGCGCUUUUCUGCCUCAAGAAUGAAGUAACGCUACAGGAAAUGGGUGUGUAAACUUACGUCCCGCCGGGUUAGCUUAGUUGUGACGACACUGUUGGAAGGUCGGUGUUUUCACCUCUGGCCUUGGUUUUAGAGGACGUCGAGCAGAUGGAGCGGGCUCACCAGUGAGGUUGCGAUGAACUGCGCAAAAGUAUAACUUGCAGAAGAACAGCAUGUUUCUGCUCAGUUUUUGCGUUCACUAACUACAUCGAAUGUCCCUGCCAUUGUUUGCAUCUUGGGGUCUCCACUCCUGCACAUGUGAACGAGCCACCGUGCUCUGUUUGUUGUUCGAGGAAGUCUCAGUGACCGAAAGGUUGAUCGCUUCAGUCUUGCGGAGGGUUUGCGGAUGAUUCCACCCCAUGGUUAAUGGUUCGGCGACUGAUAUUAUGUCUUCCUGUACAAGAAAGACAUGAAUUGUGCAUGUCCUCGGCAGAAAAGCAUUGCGAUAGUUUUUCCAGUCUGCGUCGGGGGUGUAAUGGAGGCGAGAACGACCCCUUAGUAUGUGUUCAUUGGCCACCGCCUAAAGGCCGCAUUUCCUGCAAAUUUUCUCCUUAACGUGGCCAACCUUCUUUUGACACUCGAAAAGCUCCGGAUAGUGGCCGCUUCAUGAUCGUCUUAGGACCACUUCCUCGACUAUUGUGGGAAUCUCCUCUGUUUCCCCCCCUUUAGUGCUUCUCCCAGUUCAUCAACAGACCUCCUUCUAGGUGCAACAGCAUAUCGUGUUGACUGGGGUGCUCUUCGCAUAGGCGUCCUGCCAGGAACAUACUUUUGAUUCCUAACUUCUUUUGACUGAGAGCUUUCGACUUUGCUAAGGGGGUUUGCUUUUUUGUCACUUAACCCACUGCGAUCUGGUUACUAUGUUGGAACACGACCUCUCCCCCACCCCUCGGCGUUUCCGUUGAUGUAGGUAUUCGAAAGCUUGCACUUGGCAUCGGUUCACACUCGGUCCGGGCAUAGGCUUCUCAGCGUUGGAGAGAUCUGCUAUCUGGUAAUUACGAAAACCCACAAGCUCUGCAGGUCCUUUGGCGAUUCCCAAAGCCCCUUCUCCAUUGCCCACGAUUUUGCCUGUUAUGAGGAGGACUAAUGACCUGGGGGGAGACCGAAUGCUUUCACGGCAUCGGAGUUUCUUGCGUGUUCGGCAUUGAUCAGAACGACAGCACCCGCCUUGGCAAAAUCGUCCGUAAAGUCAUAAUGUCCCAAUUUUAUUCCUGAUUUUCAGCCGAAGAGCACUUACGUUUGUUAGCAUUAUAGAUAAUAAAGCUACCGGUUUGUAGACAGGGAGAGGAGUUUGUUGGAAGAUUGCGGGGCAUAGUCGUCGGAAGGUCCUGACUAUUUUUCUUUUCUUUGUGCUUGAUUGAUACUGGAGCGCUAGUUUCAAACUAGUUUUCAAGCUCAUUGACCCCCAGUUGACGUUCUAGGACCGCAGUGAAAGAGUGAUCUACAUCAAAAGAAUCAUCGCCUUUGGACCGUCCUAACCAAGUCGGAAGCAAUGGUUUUGUACAUCACCUUUUGCCGGAGAUCGGCACGGGAAAUUGCUAUUGCCGUUUCAGGAGCCGUCUCUAUUUGACCGUAGUAUUGUGCCGACCUGGUAAUGAUAACUGCUCUCCAUCUCAAGGGUCUUUUCGUUGGUUCUCACUGAAAGUUGUUCUUGCCUUGUGCAUAACAGUAGUCAGAAUUUCAAAGAUCAAAACACGACUGAAUGUCCAGAUAAAAUCUAACAGUACUAGGCUGUGAUCCUCUUUACCCCUUAUGGGAGUAAUUUCAGCAGUUAGGUUCACUGUUAAUCCGAUGGAAAUAUCUUUUUUGAGAUGUUGGUGGUGGCGACGUCGUCUGUCCACUAAGCAACUGCAAUGGCCUAUAGUGUUUGCGAUAUUUAUGGUGUCCAAGGGAGAAACUCGUGCAGUCAGGAAUCCGCGGCUGUGAGACUCGAGCCACUGACUACUCUCAUUUUAAGUGUCCAGAUUGCCUAUUUCGGAGCCUUCGCAUCCGAACCUGUGUAAAUUAAUCGUUGUUCAGUUUUUGAUAUACUUUGUGCGCUUUUUAUCGUUUCGGGAUGCUUCUCUAGGGUUUUCGUUUGACGCAGAACCACACGAGUCUUGAACAGACACGUACAGUAUACUCGUAACAAACCAUAGUGACUAAUAUGCAGGCUUUGUUAUAAGCUAGCUACGCGACGUCGAUAACUCAGGGGAUGAGUAUCCACGCAAGAAAUGAGGUAGAUUGGUGGUUCCAACCAACUUUAGGAUGUAUUUGCUGUUCAUACGCUUUUCUAUAUUUCCUCAUCCCUCAGUCCGACAGGCCUGAACUAGGGAACUUUGAACAUGACUUUCUAAGUCGGCGCACUUUAGCAGUGAACUAAUCUGUAAGACUUUCCGAUGAUGGAAGCAGACUUUGAACUGGCGGUGGAAUGGCGAGGUUACUUGAAGGUGACUUGUAUGUCAUCCGAUUGACUGAGCUGGUUCUGUUUUCUCCUUAUUACCGAGUUUCUUAUGAGCAAAUCAUCCCUUUUUAUAUCCCCAAAAACCGAUGCCUUCCGAUGUUGGGUCCAUGUUAAACCUAAUGGAAGGCCUAUCAUUAACAGUAGAAGCAUUCUCGCAGAGUUGAUCUAUUUUUGAAAAAAAUCUACCAUGAUUUUGCUUGUGGUUUAAUUAUGGUUAUAAUUAUAAUUUUAAUCACUUAAAGCCCUUGUCGCCUGGCAGAAUUUCCCUGCUCUCACUCUGGGGAUUUUUCAUUGUCAUAAAAACGAUGCUCGUUAGGCGGCUAUGUAAUUUAUUCCACGAAAGCCACCCUAAAUUCGGUAAUUUAGACAUUUUUGUUGACUUCAGUUUUUUGGGGGAGGGUUGGGAGUGAGGGGAAUUCCCCCGUUCUAACGCCCUUUCUCUUUCUUUAUUCCAGUCUGCGUCAUAUUCUCUCCGAAGGCGUCGUCUGAGGGACAGCGAUGAAGUCCACUCUCACCUGGAUCGCAGACAGACUGCUCCAAAAACCUGCAGGUUCACUACAGGUGGUAGUCCAUGGACAGAGGACUCAGCCUCAUCCAAAGUAUCUGCUUCCGUGUCUUGGGCAUCUAGGGAACCUCGGUCUUCGCCCUCACACCGUCCCCCAGCUAUCUCCUCUGUGGGCGACUGGAACAGGGGUCGUGAGCAGUCUACAGCCUACCCCGUACAGUCUACUGCCGGGUCGUUUGUGGAUUCGCGCUCUAACGUCGUUCACUGCCCGCCACCCGAGCGUCACCAACAGCAACAACAACAACAUGGUCAUUCUUCAGUUGGGAACGCCAACGUCGCAGCACACGGGGACGUUUCACACACCUACCUCGGAGCGUUUCAACUAUCCAAUGACGCUGCCUCCACUUCCCCCUCCUCCGCCUCAUCUGUUACCAACACCACCUCUUCAACGUCAUUUCCGUCUCGACGCCCCUGCCCACGGGUGGAAACGCAGAUAAGGCAAAACAAUGCCCAGGCGAAUUUUGAUUUUCAACACAGCGGUCAAGGCAGCCUCGGAAGUAUUGUUUUGCCACCCCUAAACUCAUCUGGCGCUGAGACCACCUCAGCACAUUACUCAGUCGAGACUCAGCCUAAUUCAUCCACCUGGCAUGAGGAUUUCCUGGGAUUUGGUAGCGUUCUGCCAUGGCAAACUCUUCCCAAUGAGGAAGAUGCCAAAUUGAGUGUCGACUGUGAAACACCUGCAAUGAGCUUGCCAGGCGAUCUGCCAAUGACCAAGUCCUCCAGUCCGAUUUCCUUCAAUUUUAACUCGCACUCGACCGCCGAUCUCGAGACAUCCUCUGAUCUUAUCACACACUGUGAUACCUCCACCCUAAACCUUCAAACCCACGACAGUACGCCGACCGUCGACUCCGGUGUCGCCUCAUUGAUAAACCCAUCAGAUGGGUUAGACCUAGGACCUUUAGACUUGGAUUUUGACACCGUCUCCUCUGCUCUUAAUGAGAUGGUGGAGGCCAAUGGUCCCAUUCCCCUUGACAUUGAUUUUAGUCUCACAGCUGACCUAUCCAAUGCAUCAUCGUCAAACUUUCCUCAGAAGACGUCAAACGACCUUUCGGAGAGUGGAAGUCAACACGACGAAGGUGUCUAUGGACUAACAGGACCCGAGUACUCAAAUAAAUACAACUACCACUUUUCGGAAGAGUCACUUGUGCACAUCCAAAACACCUCAAAUAAUAUGUAUCCGGACUGGACCUCCGCCUACGAGACGUUGUAUGAGAAGAGUUUGUUCGACCUGAAUUCGAAAGCCUGA